AAGUCCGUUUGUACAUGCUUGUAUGACGCAUUAAAAUUAUUGUGGAGUCAUAAUUUUAAAACACGCGAUAAACAUGCUAUGAAACAAGUAGAGGAUAAACCGUUUUUUCUUUUUUUUCUGUCUUAUUGGUGUGAAAGAUUCAUUUUAUUAGUGGACGAAAAAAAAAGGCUGUGUUGAAUGAUGAGCCAUAAGCGGCAAAGUGAUUCGUUUAUUCAUCAAGUAAAAGCUAAAAGGAAUGAAUUGCCUAAACAAACUAUGGAAGAAUCUGAAAAAGAUACUAAAAUUUAUCACCUACUUGUUUAUUCUAAUUUCGAUAUUCUUAUGUUUUUCCUACUGUGUACAAAUCUAUCCAAUUUUUUUAUUUCCAGAGCGUUAUCGUUUGACAUUUGUGCCAUUUUAUACUUAGCGUCCAUUAUCAUUAUUUUUUUUGUUGAUCGUGUCUCAUUGAGAUGCGGUUGUGCAUGUUUUUGUAUUUGUUUUGGAGCUUUCAUCACCAACGCUUUGAUGAUGGAAACACAUUUUUCGAUACCAGACCUUCUUGACAUUCCCUUUUUUUUUAUUUUGACAGGAUUCCCUUUACCUAUACUUGUUUUGAUGGCAUCACAAAAUUUUUUCUGUUGCGUUAUAUUAAAGUUUGUUGUUCGGCGAUCCGUUUCAAAUGAAAUUACUUUUUUAACUCUUCAAAUUAUAAUUGUUUGUUUCUUGUUUUGUGUUAAAUUAAUUAUAGGUUUAUUACUUUACUUUCAAUUUUUCAUUAUAUCCAAGUUGGCGACAAAUAUAAAAAAUCAUCCUUCACAAUCCAUGAAAUUUAUUCCAGAAUUUCAUGCUAUGGAAGAGAAAGCUAUAACGACAUUGCCCAUUGCAUUCUCAUUAUCUCAAAAAGAGAUUUUAUCAGCAAAAGAACAUGCUUUUAUUCUUUUAAGACUGUAUCAAUACAGUAAAUUUCGUAAUGUUAUUCUUUCUAUGCUCCGUGAGGAUAGUAUGAAUCCGCUAUUAAAAAUGAGGAAUUGGAGAGUUUUGUGUCGAAAACGUCAGGGAUCUUUUUUUUUCUUAAAACAUCAAACCAAAUGUUUUUCUUUUACUCAAUUUCAAAAACAAGAAGAACUUCAACAACCAAUGAAAAAACAAUCAGAUACGCAAGCAAAUCAUGAAACAUACGCGGACAAUUUGAUUUUAAAAUAUUUUCUAGGGAAUAGUCUUAUUCAUUUUUUCUACGAAAUGUACCCAAAUCAAAUGAUCCAAUCAAAAUUACGGGAAGGAAAUUCAUAUGUGGUCAAAAAGAAGUAUUUGGAAGCGGCCUUGAAAGCUCAUUAUGGGCAAUAUCAAAAGCAAUGGCAUAAGAGAGUGGUUAGCCUAUCCGAUGAUUGUACCACAUGCCAAAACUAUAUUAACCUACCCACGGAAUUAAGUGAAAAGCCUCAUCUUCCUUACAAUGCCUCUGAAAUCGAAGUGUUGCAGUCUCAUAGUGUUUUAUCGUUAUCUAAACCCUUUAAACAGAAUUACGAUAAACAAAUACCACAAGAACGUUUUAUGAUCUUAAAAUCAAGUAAUGGAGAUGUUUUAUUCCCUUUAGAUCUUGUGGAUCAAUUGAACCAGCAUGUUAUGGAUUCCACUCGUCAGCAUUCAUUACUUUCCCUUUUAAAAAAUUAUCAAAGAAAACAAAAAAGCAAAGUUUUUGCAACUUUUCCCAAGUUUUUAAGAAACAAAGUAACAUUGUUAACAAAUUUCCUUAGGAAAUCAAUAUGUCUUAGACAUGAAACUAUUGGUAAAACGAAUACCUCGUUCAGCUUGAAUAAAACUCAUGAAAAAGAAGAAUGGUCUCAUAAAAACAGUUUAUUAUCACGUCCUACGUACCAGGGAAUCAAAAGACCGAUGAGUUUUGAUCCUUAUAAAAAACGCUGUUUAGAAUCUUUUAAAUGGUUUUCCUUAUACUUUUUAAAUAAUUUUCUUUUACGAAAAUCCUUUAGUGCUUUACCGUCAAUAAAAACUAAUAAAUUUAUUAGCUUUAACUCUAGGCUGUUUCGAUUGGAUAAUUCAGUGCAGCAUCAAACUUGUUUAUUAGAACAAUGUUGUAUAAGCAAAGAUGCGCCGGGAUUUCAUUAUUCAAGAAAAUUCUCAGCUUCCAUCAGUUCAAGAUGGCCCAGUGGCAAUAAUCGGAAUAGUCGCUAUAGAAAAACUUGUUCAUUACAUGAUUUUAAAAAACGAGAACCCAAACUUUAUUUUUUGUAUCAUAAAACUCGUCAAAUUUGGUUCCUUAUUCAACAAAAAAUUUGGUACUUUAUGUCUUUGCUAUGGUCUAUUCGUUGUAUUGUUGAAUACCCUCACUCCGAAUAUAUUCCUGCUCAAAUAUCCAUAGGUUCUUUUCUUGAUACGAGAGUGGAACGUUGGUAUUUAAUUUGGUCUAAUAAUGUUUUUGGUCUUCUCUUAUGUAAAUUAAGAUGGAUUCAUUUGGCUUUAUGUCUUUUACAGGUUUUGUUAUUAAUGUUUUCUUUUUGUAUAAGCUCCAUAGCACUACAGCCUAGCAUUUCAACACUUAAAACAAAAUUUCAAAUCAGUUUAAAAAUGAUUUUAUUUUCGGUUCAAAUAAGUUUUGCAAUUUACGUCGCUUUACGUAACUCUAUUUCAAAAAAUUGUCUUCAUAUCGUUUCUCAUGAGUUUAAAAUAAGAACUAUAAGCCUUGCCAUCUUCAACUUGUUACUAGUACAAGCCCAAGUGUUUCUUGAUAGCUCCAGUCUUCCACCCUCCCAUAUAUCCUUAACGACAAAACAAUCUACUUUACUCUACAUGUCCGCAGUGCUAAAAGAAAGCUCACUGUUUGUUUGUUUAUUGUCUUUUGGAUUACAAUGUUUUGCAUCUGAAAAAAUAACAAACUAUUCUAUUGGAUUCAUCUGUAUCACAACAUUAUUUCUUGGACCUUUAUUUGGGUAUAUAAUUCAAACAUGGCCUGAGAAUAUGAGAACAACAAUAUAUCGGGAAUAUACCCUUGUUCCUUGUUUGGGAGAAAAAUACAAUAUUACUGUCAUCAUUGAUAAAACUGUUGUGUAUCCUCUCGUCCGUUUGCUUUAUCUCUACGGCUCACUUUUUCUUUUGUAUUAUUUUAUAAGCAGAGCUAUACAAAAAACAUUUCGAUGUUUAUUUUCUCAAACAGCUUUGUGGUACCUUGUUUAUCUUGAUGCCUUAAUUCCCAUUCAUUACAAUAAAAAAAGCCCAGCGCUCUAUGUUCCAAAAAAUUAUUAAAUUUAAAAGACUAUUACUUGUACUAUAAAGGGUUCAAAAAAGAAAAGAUAUGUCUCACAUCUUUUCCAAAAAAAAAAUAAAAUUUUAAAGUUGAGAAAAUUUGCGGAGGGUUAUUUCUAAUUGUCUUUGAAAUGGACAUAAUAUUUUAAAAAGAGUAAUGACUAUUAUUUUUUUAUUUUUUAUUUUAAGCGCGUAAAUAACAUACAUGGAUGCUUUAUAAAUACAUGCACACCUUACAUGCACCCACAAAGAUCUGUCGAGUGAUCCCACACGUUCUUGUAUGACUCGAAAAAUAUUCAAAAACAGAUCAUUCAACCUUCUGUAAAUGAAUGAUUUUCUGAUUAGGAUGAAUAAAACAAAAAGCGCUUUGAGACUUUGUUUUUUUUUUAUUUUGUGUACUCUACGUGUUCAUCCUUGUAUCACUAACUUUUUUUUUUUUUCCUUUUUGUAACUGUAUAAUAAAAGUGAUGACCUCCUUUCUGCAUCUGACUUGUUUUCAUAUUUAAAUAGAAUUUCUAGUAAGACUUGCAUUAUGAGGAGUAUAAGAAAUUUUAACUUGUAAAGUCGAAAAGACCUUGAGCUAAGAUUUUUACAGCUUUAGGACUUUAACUUUACUACAAUGAUCAUUUAUGCGCACACAAGUUGUGCAAUAAUAAAAUGUCACUUCACAAAAACAUUGCAAUGUAUUCAUUUGUAACGCGUUUUUUAUUAAAAUGUCAUGCAAGAAACAAUUCAAUUCGCGUUAUGUAAUUUUAUUCAUCAUUUUUUUGAAUCCAAUUCUACUAAAAGUAUAGUAUUGUCAUGUUAUUGUGAAACAGGACGCGUUCAGGGCCUUAGUGUACUGAGUCAAGCAAUCUCUUGCUUGAUUCGAAUCAUAUCAUUCGCAUCUAGGGUAGUAAACGUCCUAAUAACUUUUUUUUUCCAUGAUGAUUUGUGUUUAGUGAACACUAAAAAUCGUCUUACGAAGCUUAAUCGGUUUUUUUAACUAGAAAUCUAUCGGUAGAAUUAGAUAAGCUAUUUUACUGUUCCAAUUUAAAGCUUACUUUUUAAAAUGUUUUCCUAAAAGCGCAGCGGUUUUCUUCUUCUAUUUCAUCUCGCUUUGUAUAGUUUUGUUGUAGAAUACUAAGCUUUAAAUUACUUUGUUUUUUCUUGAGUUGCAUUGAAUGUAUUCCUUUCUUAUCUUAUAACGUAUUGAAGUGACUUGAUAGUUAAACUAUUUAUGCUCAGUUUCUUUUUGCUUUGAUACAAUAAGAAAUAUUUUGUUAAAUAAUGUCAAAUAAAACUUGUGACAAAACGUUCUGUUAUAUAGAAGUGCAAGCACUCGUCGAUCGAAUAAAGAUUUACGGAUUGCAUACAACUGAUUGAGGAAGAAUCGUGUAACUUUGUGAGAGAAAGAAAAAAAAUAGCCUAAAACAAUUUUACUCUUUUCAAAAAAUGGGGAUGUCUUAUAAAAGAAAAACAUGUGUUUAAAUUGUUGUGGUAAAAAAAGUAAAUAUUAAAAAUGAAAGUCGUUUGUUUCACCAUGUCCAUUCAUACACAAAAAAAAGGAAAAUACAGAAUUUGAUUGUUUUAAAAAUGUUUUUUUUUUAAUUCAAAAGAACAUCUUUUUAUGUUUGACUUUUAACUGGUUUUUAAUGAUGGAGAUUCAUCAGAAAAUU
Messenger RNA from Hylaeus volcanicus, 4895 nucleotides. RefSeq lists its product as uncharacterized. The record is from RefSeq and is a predicted model, not a curated record. The coding region runs from base 178 to 3237 and encodes 1019 amino acids. NCBI's taxonomy places the organism in Eukaryota, Metazoa, Arthropoda, Insecta, Hymenoptera, Colletidae. The transcript is spliced from 7 exons.